AUGUUACCUUUCACAGCUUCGAGCAAUCAUGGUCGCGCCGCCCGGUCGCAGGACGACCACUCCAGCUCUACAGGAGCAGUAGCAACCGCGCCGAAUGCAGCGUCGUCGGCUCGAUCAUCGGAAUCCGAGACCAAUUUGAAUGAAGUCGCCGCCCCGGGCCCGGUCUAUGACCCGUCCGAGAAGUCAGUACAGCGCCAAGAGUACCUAGAGAAUCGGAUUCUAGAUGACUCGGAGUCGCAUCUACAGGAAGUGAAAACCGAACCGGCCCAGGCCGAUGAUGCUGAACUCCACGCGUCCGGUGCCAGCUUGGGAACCAGGACCGACAAGCCGACCGGCGAUCGGCUAUCCAAGAUAGUCCGGACUACGUGUAUUGUAGGCUACCUCAUUUUGUUUUCAUUUGUCGGCACGCUCCUCCGCAUCGCUAUUGAGUGUUUGACAUUCUACCCCGGGUCGCCGGUGAACACCAGCGUUCUCUGGGCCAAUGUUGGAGGUAGCUUCAUUAUGGGCUUUCUGAGCGAGGAUCAAGAAAUCUUUCGGUUCGAAGAGGUUGAGGCCAAAAUUCCGGCGGAGGCGAGACAAGACGGUGCCCGGAGGGCGGCACAUUUGAAGGCGCACAAGAAAACCAUCCCGCUAUACAUCGGACUGACGACGGGGCUCUGUGGGAGCCUGACGUCCUUUUCCACCUUUAUUCGAGAUGUGUAUCUGGCACUGGCUAACCAGCUUCCGGUACCGAUCGGCCCAUACUUGGAUAUCUCCUUAUUCGCUUCGGCCCCAGCGACGGCCAGAGCUCCAAAUGGAGGGUUCAGCUUCAUGGCCCUAGUUGCUGUGCUAUUUACAGAGAUUGGUCUGUCGCUGGCGGGCCUUUUUCUCGGUGCCCACCUCGCGAUCGGCGUAUCUCCUUGGACUCCAACCCUUCCCCAACACUGGCUGCGCAAAGUCCUGGACCCCACGGCGAUCGUCCUCGCGUGCCUCUCAUGGGUCGCGGUGAUUUGCCUGGUGAUUCUACUGCCGGGACAUCUGCAACAGGAUUCUUUAUGGAGCCCAGAAUUGUGGAGAGGGCCUGUUCUCUUUGCUUUGGUCUUCGCUCCGGUCGGCUGCCUGGCCCGAUUUUUCAUUUCCCUCAAACUGAACGGCCGCAUCCGAUCCUUUCCCUCGGAACCUUUACGGUUAACGUCGGCGGUGUAA
Molecule: messenger RNA, 1185 nt
Organism: Penicillium cosmopolitanum
Lineage: Eukaryota; Fungi; Ascomycota; Eurotiomycetes; Eurotiales; Aspergillaceae
Product: FluC/FEX family fluoride channel
Exons: 1
Coding region: 1-1185 (394 amino acids)
Biological process (GO): fluoride transmembrane transport
Cellular component (GO): membrane
Molecular function (GO): fluoride transmembrane transporter activity
Source: RefSeq, a predicted model, not a curated record